CUCCAAACCUCCAACUCCGUACAAUCGACGAAAGCAUUGGCGACAACAAUCUUCGACGAUUCCACAUAAUCGGGGACACAGGAACGGUCACUGCAACGAGAUAGUGUCACUCACUUUUAGUAGUGUCUUAAUUCUUCACCUGUUGUCGUCUACGCAAAUCGGCGUCUCAACACCACAAUGGGCGAGGAAAGACCCCGUAAGAAGACCAAGACCGAAAAGUCUUCGAAAAAGCAAGAAAGCGAUGCGGACGCCGCUCAAAACAACCCAUAUCUUGCGCAUCUCAAUGUCCUCCCUACGCUAGUCCCCGGCAAAACCACGGCAGCAAUGGCAGAAGCCCAUGAGAACGGCGACGUCAACCUCUUUACCGGCAGGCCGUUCACACAGAAGUACCGCGACAUCCUAGUAGGGCGUCGGAAACUCCCAGUGCACAAGCAGCGCGACGAUUUCCUCAAAUUGGUGCACAACAACCAGAUCGUUGUAUUUGUUGGAGAGACUGGAUCAGGAAAAACGACGCAGAUCCCGCAGUUUCUGCUGUAUGACGAGCAACCGCAGCGGAAUGGGAAGAUGAUCGCUUGUACCCAGCCUCGUCGUGUUGCCGCGAUGUCUGUUGCGAAACGUGUGGCUGACGAGAUGGAUGUGCAAUUGGGAGAGCAAGUUGGAUACAGUAUCCGUUUCGAGGAUUGCACAAGCUCCUCCACCUGUCUCAAAUACAUGACGGAUGGUAUGCUGUUGCGGGAGGCGAUGACGGACCCUUUGUUGGAAAGAUAUUCCGCGGUCAUUCUCGACGAGGCGCACGAAAGGACACUGAGUACGGACAUUUUGAUGGGUUUGAUCAAGGAGAUUUGCAAAAACCGAGCGGACUUGAAGGUCAUCGUGAUGAGUGCCACUCUUGAUGCGGAGAAGUUUCAAAAGUACUUCAACGACGCCCCAUUGCUCGUGGUGCCUGGUCGUACAUUCCCGGUCGAAAUCUACUACACACCGGAGCCUGAGCGCGAUUACCUCGAAGCGGCUGUCCGCACCGUCCUGCAGAUACACACUUGCGAGGAGCCUGGAGAUAUCCUUGUGUUUUUGACGGGAGAAGAGGAAAUCGAAGACGCUUGUCGGAAGAUCCGAGGAGAGGCAGACAAUCUCAUUCGCGCGUCACCGCAGCAAGUCGGAGACGUGAAGGUUGUUCCAUUGUAUUCGACCCUGCCACCAGCACAGCAGCAGCGCAUUUUCGAAGCCGCACCGCCGGCGCGUGCGAGCGGCGGACCUCCCGGCCGGAAGGUUGUAGUGUCGACCAACCUUGCCGAGACGUCACUUACGAUCGAUGGAAUCGUGUACGUGAUCGACCCCGGAUUCUCAAAGCAGAAGGUGUACAACCCGCGAAUUCGCGUCGAGUCGCUGCUCGUGAGUCCCAUCAGUAAAGCGAGUGCUCAACAGCGGUCUGGACGUGCUGGCAGGACAAGGCCUGGGAAGUGCUUCCGUUUGUACACGGAGAAGGCUUUUCUGAAGGAGCUGCAGGAGCAGACGUAUCCCGAGAUUCUGAGGACGAAUCUGGGGACGGUGGUGUUGCAGUUGAAGAAGCUUGGCAUUGACGAUUUGGUGCACUUUGACUUCAUGGAUCCACCAGCGCCGGAAACGCUGAUGAGGGCCCUAGAGCUUCUGAACUACCUCGAAGCAUUGGACGACGACGGCAACCUCACCCCAAUUGGUGAAUCGAUGGCCGAGUUCCCCCUGGACCCACAAUAUUGCAAAGCCCUCCUGGCCUCGCCAAAAUACAAAUGCUCCAACGAAAUCCUCUCCAUCAUCGCCAUGAUCUCCGCACCCAACUGCUUCCUUCGUCCCCCGGACCAACGCAAACAGGCCGAUGAGGCCAAAUCCCACUUCGAGCACGAGGAUGGCGACCACCUCACCCUGCUGAACGUGUACCACGGGUACAAGUCGAACGAAGCGGACGCUAAUUGGGCGUAUAAUCACUACCUGAAUGGAAGGAGUUUGAAGAACGCGGACAAUGUUCGCACCCAGUUGCAGCGGAUCAUGGAACGGAGAAAUGUGGAGAUGAUAUCGACAAAGUUUGAGGAUAAGAGUUAUUAUCAUAACAUUCGGAAGGCGUUGACGGCUGGGUUCUUCAUGCAAGUGGCGCAUCUGGAGAGGACGGGUCAUUACUUGACCAGUAGAGACAACCAGGUCGUACAAAUCCACCCCAGCUCCGGCCUCGACAAUAAGCCCGAAUGGGUCAUCUACAACGAAUUUGUCCUCACCUCGCGAAACUUUAUCCGAACGGUGACCAGCAUCAAGGGCGAGUGGUUACUGGAGGUGUCGCCGGCGUAUUACGAUUUGUCGACGUUCCCGAAAUGUGAGGCGCGCCGCGUUUUGGAAAGGAUUGCUGCUAGGAGACACGUUCGGGGAUGAAGGAUGGGAAGGCUGGGAGAAGGGAGUGGUGAACGUCAGCAUUGGAUAGCCCAACGCCUUUUGUUCCGUAGGGUUCGGUGAGAUGUACACUAGCCUCGGCUUCGCCACAAGUGUUAGUGGAUGCAUUUGGUAUUUAUUCUUAGGAGAUAUUUGUUCU
This is a messenger RNA of Fimicolochytrium jonesii, 2551 nucleotides long. RefSeq names its product P-loop containing nucleoside triphosphate hydrolase protein. The record is from RefSeq and is a predicted model, not a curated record. Lineage: Eukaryota; Fungi; Chytridiomycota; Chytridiomycetes; Spizellomycetales; Powellomycetaceae. Gene Ontology annotation, cellular component: intracellular anatomical structure; spliceosomal complex. Bases 178 to 2394 code for a protein of 738 amino acids. Gene Ontology annotation, molecular function: RNA helicase activity; ATP binding; RNA binding. The transcript has 5 exons.